Messenger RNA from Linnemannia hyalina, 645 nucleotides. NCBI's taxonomy places the organism in Eukaryota, Fungi, Mortierellomycota, Mortierellomycetes, Mortierellales, Mortierellaceae. The record is from the annotation of a GenBank genome assembly.
AUGGCCAAACAACCUAACCAGCUCAUGCGCGAGUACAAGCUCGUCGUCGUCGGCGGAGGAGGCGUCGGAAAAUCGGCAUUGACUAUCCAGUUCAUUCAAUCACAUUUCGUGGACGAGUAUGAUCCUACCAUCGAAGAUUCGUACCGCAAGCAGUGCGUGAUCGAUGAGGAGGUCGCACUCCUCGAUGUCCUCGAUACCGCUGGCCAGGAAGAAUACAGUGCAAUGCGCGAGCAAUACAUGCGCUCAGGCGAAGGCUUCUUGCUUGUCUACUCGAUUACAUCGCGCAACUCGUUUGAGGAAAUCUCGACCUUUUACCAACAGAUCCUCCGUGUCAAGGACAAGGACUUUUUCCCCAUUAUCCUCGUUGCCAACAAGUGCGAUCUCGAGCAUGAGCGCCAAGUUUCUACUCAUGAGGGUCGCGAGCUUGCCAAGCAGUUCAAUUCGCGUUUGAUCGAGUCAUCGGCCAAGCAGAGGAUCAACGUGGACGAGUCAUUCUACAACCUUGUGCGUGAAAUUCGUCGCUUCAACAAGGAGGCACACAGCCAGCCUCAGAACGGCCAAUACGGAUACGCUCAACAGGGACAGGGCUAUGGCAGCCAGGUGGAUGACAAGGAGGAUAAGGGAUGCUGCUGUCUGAUUAUGUAA